AGUCUUCCUCAGUAGUCCGCGGAUAACUACCGUAAGGGUCACAACCAGAAUGGCUCCAGAGAUUGCUAAUACUAAGAAAAGUUCAACAGAAUCGAUCGUGAGAUACACGGAGAUUCUGUUCAAUACCAUCAACCAUAUGCUGAUUGCGUAUGUGUCUAUCUAUUUAUCGUACGUGUCCUACAUGAAUGGAUUCAAAAACCUUUUCACUUGGCACAUCUUUCUACCGGCUGUUGGCUACCAUUUCUUCAUGGCGGAGUCUUUCCUAACGCUGUACUCGAAUAACUCGUGGACGAUGGAGAACACUCCGGAAAUGAAGCGCCGUCUACAUUGGAUCCUGCAGGUGAUUGGAUGUCUGGCGAUCUUCGUUGGCACCGGUUUGGAAAUCUACGACAAAGAGGAAAAAAAUCGAUCACAUUUCAAAUCUCCCCACGCGAUAACUGGUUUGGUUUCGAUCGUGUUUAUCGUCUUAUCGAUGCUCAAUGGAUGGGCAGCAAUGUACGCGAUGAAAAUCAGGCACAUCAUCAAACCCAUCUAUAUCAAGUUGAGUCAUUAUCUCUGUGGGAUUGUGGCAUUCGUCAUAGGCAUGACAUCUCUGGCACUCGAAUACAGCCCACGACGUAUGCUUUCGAAGGAAAAUGUGAACAUGUUGAUCUUGUUCACUUCGGUUGUGUCCGCAUUUACGGUGAUCGGUGCCGGGAAAACCAUGUUUGCUCAAUUCAAGGGAAUGUGUCGAAGAUAGGAAUACUCUGUGUAGUUUAUUAAAAUAAUUUAUGGUAAAAAUAAAAUAUAAUUAUUAUGAAAUUUCAACAGCAUAGGGUUUAAAUGCCAUUA
Molecule: messenger RNA, 831 nt
Organism: Aedes albopictus (Asian tiger mosquito)
Lineage: Eukaryota; Metazoa; Arthropoda; Insecta; Diptera; Culicidae
Exons: 4
Coding region: 50-739 (229 amino acids)
Molecular function (GO): heme binding; transmembrane monodehydroascorbate reductase activity
Source: RefSeq, a predicted model, not a curated record